Messenger RNA from Serendipita indica DSM 11827, 1107 nucleotides. The record is from the annotation of a GenBank genome assembly. Lineage: Eukaryota; Fungi; Basidiomycota; Agaricomycetes; Sebacinales; Serendipitaceae.
AUGGCCGGUUCCCUCGUCCACCGGGGUCUUGCCGAAUUCCUAGAGGCUGCAAUCCACUUUAGGGCGACUGAUUACACUGCCCUUGCUGGAUUUACAGUCUGGGCUUAUGAUAUCCUCUUGACAUUGGAUGAAGAGCUCACCCUGCUGUGGUCGAGAAAGGGUAGCGUCCUGCUCAAGACUAUUUAUAUACUCAACCGGUACCUACCCAUCCUAGGAUUUGGAAUGGUUGUUUCUAGUCACAAUCCGAUACUAAACCUCGCACAAAAUCCCCAAAUGCCUAGUACAUCUCAUCGCUAUCACAGUGUGUCAGACUGUCGGGGUUAUCAUGACUACCAGGCUUCACGCCCAGCCAUCUUCAUCAUUCGACUGUACAGCAUCUAUGUUAGACACCCUCGAAUACAGGUACUCCUGGUGGGUAUUAUGGCAGCUUCUCAUCUCACUCUUGUCGUUAUCACGAUCAACAUGAUGGUGGUUGCUGCUAAAACCAUGUACUAUAACCCCUUGUUGCGGGCCUGUAUCGCGGACGUGUCCCGGACGCUUGGUGGAUACUAUAUCGUGCCGAUCUUUGUCGAGAGUGUAAUUGCGUUUGCGACAUUGUAUCACGCGCUAGCGUUUCGUCAACAUCGCACAACGAUGAGGCAAACACCCACCACGGCCAUAUUGAAUGCACUGUAUAUUGACGGGUUUUGGUUCUACCUGUACGCCUUGUGCCUCCGGGUGGCUCUUUGUCUCGUGUACUGGAAUGCUGCGAGCACGCUAGUGCUGGUGCUGUGCUAUCUAGAGUAUGGACUGACGAGCACGAUCACCUCUCGUUGGUUUCUCAAAUUUCGCAAGCUACUCAUAGACUCAUGGGAGACAUCAAGCGUCUCGAGGGAUACAAGAGCUGAUGUUACUGACCUUACGAACAUCACGGGCGCAGCCAUCGACUUUGCAUCGAGAAGGAGGUUCAAUUCAAUGCUUUCGUCCCAAGGGAGCGCGGGGUCGAUACCAAACGCAAGACCGACGCCGUCGACUGGAAAAUAUGCCCCAGCGAUACUGAGCGUGCAGGAGGAGGAGCAUCCCAGAGAGCACCACGAACUCGACGAAUAUAGGGAGAAUAAUGUAUGA